Messenger RNA from Sorex araneus (European shrew), 2064 nucleotides. RefSeq names its product chromosome 10 C12orf56 homolog (gene C10H12orf56). The coding region runs from base 10 to 1881 and encodes 623 amino acids. The record is from RefSeq and is a predicted model, not a curated record. NCBI's taxonomy places the organism in Eukaryota, Metazoa, Chordata, Mammalia, Eulipotyphla, Soricidae. The transcript has 13 exons.
GGUCCCCGCAUGGCCAGCCCCGCGCGCCGCAGCGGCCGCCUGGACGCCUUCCUGCGCCGCCACCUGCCGCCCGCCACCUACGACGCUGUCCGCGCCUGCGAGCCGUGCGUCGUGGUCUCGGACACCGAGCGGCGCGCGCUCAAGUACGUGGUGCUCAGCGACCGGCUCAUCUACCUGACCGAGAACCCGCCCAGGUCCAUCCGGAGGGUCGUGGCGCUGCGGGACGUCGUGGCCAUCGACCUGAUCGAUGAUUACCCAGAAUUUUUGAGUUCACCAGAUAGAGAAACCAAUCAACACAUUCGUAUCAUCUAUUCUGCUGUUUUAGAAAACGAAGGUGAAAAAACAAAAGGGGACUGGAAGUUCUUGUUUCCAUUUCAUCGUGCUAAUACCAACAACAAGAAAGUCAAGGAAGAAAAUAACGACCCUGUCUUCUGGAGAGAUAAAGAACCCAAAAGUUUGGAUGACUCUUCCUCCCCCAGGUACCAAGAGCACAGCACAGCCCGGGCGGCGGACGCCUCGCUCCGUUCUCCUGGAGACCCCCAGAAGCCCUUCCCUCAGGACCACAGUGCCCCCCGGCCCUUGCCGCAGCCCUCCAGGAGGAGCUGUCAGCCCGCAUCAGCCCCUGGCAAGGCUGUCACUGUGCCAUCUCGCCCAGCAAACACAAAAGCACCCCAGGGACUUCCAGGUCACAAAGACUCUCUCAGCGAAAUCCCUUUCAAGUGCAAUGGGAACGGAAAUGAGUUUUACUUAGGAAAUUCCUCCCCGGCCUUCCCUCCGCAGAACAACACAAACAAGAAAAAGAAAUCGGAACUUCACUUGUAUGUUACUUCCACAACGUCAUCAAUAUUUUUGCACUUAAAAAGUUCAUGGAACAAUUAUAUUAUAAAAGCUACUCUUUUACAAGAUCCCUUAAAUGCUAGUGAGCUCAGUUCUGCAUUUGGAAGCCAAAAGCCAUAUAGAUCUGAGGAGAAAAUCAAGCACUUCAGUCAACUUAAAUCUGAGCUUUUUCUUAAGGACAAUACAUUGAGGAAGAUACUUUGUUUAAUUACAGAACUUAAAGUUGCAGCCCAGAAAAACUUCAUUCUCAAAAGGCUUUUCUGGAAAACCAGUGACCUUUUCUACUUCCUGGUGAACAAACUUCAAGAGUAUUUGCCAGAGUCUAAGGAUAAGAAUACACUUCAGAACAAAAGCCAAAGAGCUGAUGAACUGGUGGCAUGUAUUGAAAUCAUACAGACUCUGGGACUGAUGUUCAGAGAGACAGAAACUGAGUCUUCACGCCUGCACACAUUAGCAGCUAAGAAGGGAACGCUUUUUAAUCUAUUGCUAAUUUUAAUUAGCAAGCCUCAGAUUCCAAAGUCUUGUGCUCCGUUUGAUAUCCAGUUGGUGGCUGACUCAACUUUGGUGGAGAGGUCUUUUGAUGCUGAGUUACAGAAGCUUAUCCUGGAAUACACAGAUACAGCCACAGCACUUUUAUAUGAGAUUCUUCUUGUCUUUCAGCAGGGAAGUCUUGAAUUGGGAUCAACAAAGUUUGCAAUUAGCUGGAUGAUGUCAUUUCUACAAAGUUGUCCUCCCAUAAUUACUUUUGUGGCGAGUACUGUGAAACAAAUGGUGAAGGGACUUUCAGCUUCAUUCCAAUUCCUAAGUCCCUGCCAAGCUGUCUUGUUAUAUCAGCAGUUUUACAUUCUCAAGAGCUGCCUGCGGUACAGCACUACUCUGGCCGAAUACAUCAGGAAUGACCACAGAGAAGAAUUCAGGUACUUCAUACACAUGUCAGCCUUGGAGAAAAGACUCCCCUUCUGCUACCCGAUCACCCAGCCUACCACUCAGCUUUUUCACGAAGUCCUGGAACUGGUUGAACAGAAGCGAUUUGUGGAUGUGUGAACAAGAGCACAGAGUGUUCCUCUGGAGUCCUCUGAAUAUUAUGAGAAAUUCUUCCUGGUUUAUUUUAAAUCUGGAUCCCCUUUAUUUUAUGAACAAGUAUUUUAUUUGCAUGUUCUAUUAACACCUCUCUAGUAGAAGUUGUUAUUUUCUUUUUAUCAGCCACACAAAAACACUUUAAAUAAA